Mesorhabditis spiculigera is the source of this 480-nucleotide messenger RNA. Lineage: Eukaryota; Metazoa; Nematoda; Chromadorea; Rhabditida; Rhabditidae. The record is from the annotation of a GenBank genome assembly.
AUGUUGCUUCGCCAAGCGUAUGCGGCAGUGCUACAGCUGUUGAGAGCUCGUCUAGACCUCUCUCAGCACGACAUUGCUCAGACUGUCACACAAUCACAUGUGAGCCAGCUCGAAGCAGUCAAAACGUCUGCGACAUUGGAAGUCAGCCAAGAACUCGCCGAAGCUCUGAAUCUACAUCCAGUCUCAUUCCUAGCGCUCGUUCAUGCAGCCCAAGACCAAAGAUCGGCUCGUGAAAUUCUGCGGCUAGCUAUGGAGGAGUUGGAUGCCAUCGAGCUGUUGGAUGCGGCUCUUCCGAUUCAACCCGAAAAGCUGUCUCCUCCACAGACGGUAGCAGCGGAUAAAAAAUGGGAAGCAGUCCAAGAGCUUAAAAAAGAAGGACACAGCCAAGCGGAGGUAGUGCAAAUGUUGGGGAUGCCGAGGUCAACAGUUGGACGCUAUUGGCACAAAAAAACUCGUAGAGGCAGUCUUUUCUCCGCUCUU